Messenger RNA from Teleopsis dalmanni, 2159 nucleotides. RefSeq lists its product as uncharacterized. NCBI's taxonomy places the organism in Eukaryota, Metazoa, Arthropoda, Insecta, Diptera, Diopsidae. The transcript is spliced from 6 exons. Bases 762 to 1928 code for a protein of 388 amino acids. The record is from RefSeq and is a predicted model, not a curated record.
AGUUUUGAAAAAUAGAGCUCACAAAAAUUCAAGUUUUGUCAAAAGUCUAAAAAAAAUUUAUAAAAAUUCGAAAACAAUAAAAACAAACAAUUCGUGUUUCUAAAACGACCGAUUGGAACCAUCUUAAAAAAAGUAUUGUGAUAUUUCGAAGUUCCUUUAAGUUAUAGGACCGUGGUUGUCGCAAUACUGUUUCAACAGUGAUUCAAAAAUACAAUAAACAAUUAGCGUUUCUAAAACAACCAAUAGGAACCCUCUUAAAACUCAGAAUUUAAAUCCCGCUUUAAGUUACAGGACCGUGGUUUUCUCAGUAAUUCAAAAACAUAAUAAACAAUUGGUGUUUCUAAAACGACCAGUACGGACCAUCUGAAAAAUUAAGCCAAGUAUUGUGAUAUUUCGAUUUGGCUUCAAGAACCGUUGUUAUCACAAUACAGUUGCGGCAGUAUUUCGAAAAUAUAAUAAACAACUGGUGUUUUUAUAACGACCAAUCGGAACCGUCUUAAACGUUAAGCCAAAUAUUGUGAUAUUUUGAUGUCACUUAAGUUAUAGGACAGUUGUUGUCACAUUACAGUUGCUCAAGAACAAAUACAUAUAUUGGAGAGUUUUUUGGAGGUCAUCAUAGUGGAUUUAUUAGAAAUUACGAUUUGGAUCAGUAUAUACCUAUAAUAUAGGCAAUUAUAUUGGACUCAUUUGAGAUAAAGUUUUGUAUCAGUACAUAUCCCAACUGUUUUAGUUAAACUGAGAAAAUUGCAACUCGUGCGAGAAUGACCACCUUAUUGACGACCAGCACUGCAAUAAAAAAGAUCGAUAAAAUAAUAGCUGAUAGACCACAAGCUCAAGGUAUAAAGCCAAUAAAAGUAGCCAAAUUAAGCAAAUCUUGCACUGUUACUCAGACCAGAGCAUCAAAAACUUCGAAAACUUCAAGAACCUCACGUAAUUCUUCAUACGACGAAGUUGGUACAUCUCAAAGGGCUAAUCAAAAAAGCUCCUCAGGAAGAAGUUUUCAACGCAUUAAUUACAUACAAAGAAAUAUUGAUGCAAUCAAAGAGAGAAAAUCCAGUAAAAGUACUGAUGGAGCUAGAAGAAGUUUAGGUGGAAGUGAUUUGAAGCAAAAAAGGAUUAGCGCUUCAUCUUUGAAAACCAAAAAAAAACCAAUUAAAGAAUUUCCACGCAGGCCGAUAUAUAAGCGCAAUAUGUUUGGUAAGAGAAUAGAUCGUGAUGAAGAAAAUAGUUAUCCGGAAGAGUAUUACAGUAAAGACGUUGAAAUCAUUUAUACCAAUCUGCGUUUUCAGCCCAAUGUACCCCAAAGUCUUUGCAGUGCCGGAACUAUUAUCAAGCACAGAGAUAAUUCUGAUCCUUGCUUAGUGUAUUCACGUCAAAAAUUGAAAUUAAAUCCAACACUGACACCACAUAAAAGCAUGAUGAAUUUUGUAAACAGCACUCAGCAGGAGAAGAAUACUAAAGUUUCAAAUGGUGUUACGGAAAAUAACGAUAGUGCUUUGAGUGGUAUUGAUCUAUGUUCUAAGUCCCUACAUAGUAUAUUUCAUUACAGUAGGAGUGGGAAACAAAUAGAAAAUACCUCAAGCUGUGAAAAGUUCGAUAGGUCGAAAGUAACUCCAAAGACCAUUGAUAACAAGGGAUAUGUGACAGGCACUCAUUUUACUAAACUCACCACAACAUGUACUGCACGCACUACGCAAAGCAAUCCAUUUAUUGCUUUGGUUGAACCUGUGCUUCCUUCUAAAAUCUCCAAUAUAGCCCAAACACAAGGUCUAUUAGAGAAGCAGAUAAAAACUACUGAGAAAAAGAAGGUGGAAAAAUUGCAAUGUCAACUCUGCAGAAAAUCAAUGAAAGUGAAAAGUUUAGAAGAAGUUCGAAACUUAUGCAAUAAGUGCAUUCACAAGAUCAGAUCAGGCAAAAAUGUUGGUUAGUCCGUUAUACCAUAUAAUAUUAAAAUCAUGGAUGUGCACUAUAUUGUUUAUGACUGCAUUCUUAUUUUAGUCAUGUUGAAAAAUUUAAUAUUUAUUUCCUAUAAUUUGAAGCAAAAUUUAAAAUUCUCAGAAUAAUUGUUAGAGCAUCGCAAUUGACACUUGGUCCACUUCUUAUAUAGUUUAAAAUUUACGCGAACGUAUAGAAAAGCAAAAGAACCACUACAAUUUUAU